AUGUUGCAGGUGAAGCAUUCCCUAAAGUCUACAUCUACCUGGGUGUCGGUAGAUCGCACAGGUACAGUGCAAACUGCAUAUUGCAAUUGUGUGGCCGGAUUUGGUGAAGUGUGUUCUCAUGUAGGCUCUGUGCUUUUUGCUCUCGGGUGCUGGUCUAAAAUUCGCGUAGGAAAAAUAACCGCAUCUACAUUUAAAUCAACCACAAGAACACCGAUUGAUAAUCCUUCAAUGCGCCUAAUUAGAAAAAAUUGCUAUCCCAAAGAUCAUCGUUAUUCAACACGAGAUAUGGAUGUACCCAUGAGAAGGAUGCAUUAA
Molecule: messenger RNA, 315 nt
Organism: Toxorhynchites rutilus septentrionalis
Lineage: Eukaryota; Metazoa; Arthropoda; Insecta; Diptera; Culicidae
Exons: 2
Coding region: 1-315 (104 amino acids)
Molecular function (GO): zinc ion binding
Source: RefSeq, a predicted model, not a curated record